This is a messenger RNA of Hypanus sabinus (Atlantic stingray), 1816 nucleotides long. RefSeq names its product HEPACAM family member 2-like. The transcript is spliced from 6 exons. The record is from RefSeq and is a predicted model, not a curated record. NCBI's taxonomy places the organism in Eukaryota, Metazoa, Chordata, Chondrichthyes, Myliobatiformes, Dasyatidae. The coding region runs from base 13 to 1134 and encodes 373 amino acids.
UACAACUUCAAGAUGCUGCAGUCCUUCAUGCUGAGGGUUCUCUGCCUGCUCUCCGUCUCCCUCUUGGCCAUCUGCAUGGCUGGGAGUGGGGCUGCCCCUCUCACCGUGACUGGAACCCUGGGACAGUCAGCCUCCUUACCUCCUGGGAUCCCAGAUGAAAUGGAUGUUGCUGAGUUUGUGUGGAAGAGAAACGUAUCGGCAGUGGUGCUGUAUGUGAAAGGGAACAUCACUUACUUUGGUUCUGAGGAUUUCAGGUCACGGUUAACUCUUGAUCUGGUGAGCUUCAGUCUGCAAAUCCGUAACCUACGGAGAGAGGAUGCCGGUGAUUAUGAGGCACUUGUUACAUCAGGUUCAGGAGCUGAGCAUCGUGUGACAAUGCGACUGGAGGUGUACGAGCCCGUGUCUGGAACACACAUCAAAGUUCAGAACAUGACCGGGAACUGUGACCUCACCCUGACCUGCUCCGUGACCUCAGGCAGCCCCACCAGCUUCAGCUGGUGGAGGGGAGGAGAAGCUGUGGGAAAUGACGACACCCAUCACCUCUGGGAACACAAUCAGACUGUAUCGAUUCAUCAUACCGGAAAGGUCAACGAUGCUAACUACAGGUGUGAGGUCAGGAACCCCAUCAGUCAGGACACAGCAAAUAUCUGGCUGAGGGACUUAUGUAAUAUAACCACAAAAGAAUCGUCAGGAUUAACAAUGAUUCAAAUAAUUAUUAUUUCAAGUGUGUCCGGUAUAUUUGUUAUUGUUCUCCUUAUUUGUCUGACCUGUUUCAUCAACAAAAACGUAAAACAUCGUCAAAAGCCUCAAAUCACCGGAGAGCCACCGCCCGUGGAGACUGAGUACGCAGCAGUUCAGGCAGUACGAAGUCGUGCAGCUGGCCAGCAAACUCGACAGGGGAAUGAGAUGGUUCAUGGGCAUAACGACUGGCUGGAAGUUCCGAACACCGUGUAUGCCACAGUGAACUCCCCUGGGAAUCCAGCUGCUGAGCCAGCGAGGGGUAAACGAGGAGCCCGCAGGAACGUGAGGGACAGCAGCUUCGAAAUGUAUGAAACAGUGAACUAUCCGGGGAUUCCACGCAUGGCCACAAUCAGGAAUGGAGCAGGAGCCCGUGGAAAAUCCUCACCAAUAUAAUCCGGAGGCUCCCAUCUUCCUCUCUGAGACUGGGGCUGCGUCUGCAAGCCAGGCUGUGGAAUUGGUGUGUUUUGGGGGAUAGAAAGAUUCCACAUUCCUCAGAUUUGCAGCUGUCCUUGUUGGACAAGGAUGGGGUGUAUCUCAGUAAUUCUAGACGAGGGUAAUCUGUGUGGGUGGGGCAGGGAGGACAUCACACUUAACCGGGACCUGGGCAGCACUCUACAUAGGUGGGUGGCAGUUAUUGGGGGAGGGAGUUGUUUUGGGAAGUUUCAGCAGACUGUGUGGUUCCACACCAGAGGAACCACAUAUCUGGCCCAUAUCUGGCCUCUGUGUCUCUAGGUUGGAGGCUUAUAGGGGGUCACAAUAAAAUCAGUUUGAAAUCCCAAAUAAAUUCUUGUCCCCUAUAACUGGAAUCUUUUGAAAUUUUAAUUGGGGGAACAAAUACUAAACAAAAAAACAAAGCUAAAAACAUACUUUAAAUCUGGCUUCAGAAAGAAAUAAUUUUCUGGAGGUAACAGGGAAGCAAACACCCAGGGAAAUGAUCUGACUGAAAUCAGUUUGCUGCGCUGUGCAAAAAUCUGAGGCAUAGUUAAGAUGCCACAGACUUUUGCACAUAACUGUCAUAAUUUUAUGUGUUGUGCUGUACUGCUGCCGCAAAUAAUAAUUAACAAAUUUCAUGACA